CGGGUGGGGUGCCGAGGGCCGGGGGCCACGGGUCCUCGCCACCGGCCCGCACCCUCGUUCCCAAGCCGGACUGAGCCCGUAAACCCGAAGGGAAGACCCGGCCACGCCACGCCGCUGGCCGCCCGAGGUGCGCGGAGACUCGGUGACAGUCACAGUGAACUGUUUGCACGGCUCUUUACUCACUGCUGUUCACCGUCAUUUUUGUGAUUUGGUCAGGGUUUAAAGUUAGCUUUCUCAUUUAGCAUUUUAGAACCGCAGACGCCUAUUUGAAAACCCAAUAGAUGGGCACGAUUUUACUACAGUAAGGAACUAGACUCUAGGGAUCUGAUGAGAAAGAUGAUGUUUUGAUUCAGUAACAAUGAAUCUGACAGUUCACCCAUCUGACCUUCUUCAUUCAUUCCCUGUAUAAGGGCAGACCAGUGUAGGCCAUUUAAACCCAUUACGUAGUGAUUGAGCCCAAGCCCGUUGGAUUAAUCAUUGAAUAUAAAAAACUAACUGAUUUUUAAAGACAGUAAACACUUUUAUGGCUGUAUUUCAUAAGAAGACACUUUUAUAUGUGUAUUUAUAUACCUGCAGCUGCGUCUAUAAUUUGUAUACCUUUAAUAAAGUGUAGCACAUCAAAAUAUGUUUUACAGUAAUCCUACGUUUGAACCUGGCUGUUGGGCUGGUGAGGAAGCUCACCGGCCGGUAAGGCACUAGCAGGCAAGCCUGACCGCAUGCCUUGUCUCCUCAGGACCCACGUGGUGAAGGGGAGAUUCCAGCAAGCUGUCCUUUGGCUUGUACGCCCACCCACCCCCCAGAAAUAAUAAACACAUGCAAUACAUUUUAAUGGUUUUUAAUAUUGUCUGGCUUUGAGGCGGAUUAUAGUUUCCUCAUCAAUUUACUUUGGCCAGAAAUGUAAACUAACGCCACUUUUAGAACUUCCAAGAGCCUGAAAGUGAACUAAGACCAUGUAGUGCAGCGUCUCUGUUCCAAGGGAAAACAGGUUGAGGAGGGAGGCUCCCCGAUGGCUUGUGGGACCGACUCUGACUCAGCCUCAGGAAAGUAUGAGUGAAAUGGUUUUUUGUCCGCGUUGUGUUUCAAUCUUAUCCCAUUCAGGUCUUCCUCGGUGACAGUAUCGAUGGAGGCCUUGGAAGGGUAUAGAUCCAUAUGUACCACCCCUGCCUCCCACAGGCAUUGUGUAGCUAUAGCAAGCAGGAGGCACUCACACUUCCAGGUUCUUGGAACCAGUCCCCCAUCGUAAUAAGCUUAGAUUUUUAUUAAGACUGUUGGAAAGUAGUUGAAUUCUCAUUUUUUUUUUACAGAAAAAUCAAUAUUUAAGUCAACUUAUUAUUUGUGAACUGUUUGGAGUGGUUUUUUUCCAGUGCUUGGAUUCCGUCUCCAGUGUGAAUGGUUUGAAGAUUGUGCUAACCCGGUGUAAAUGUUGUGACCUAUGAAUGACUUUUCAACAUGAAUUACACAGAGUCCAGCCCAUUGGCAGAAUCAACUCUAGCAGGUUUUAACUCUGAGUUGGGAAGCGUCACACCUGUGCCUUCCAAUGAGACCACUUGUGAGAACUGGAGAGAGGUCCAUCAUCUGGUGUUCCAUGUAGCAAACAUUUGUUUAGCAGUUGGUUUGGUGAUUCCAACCACUCUUCGCCUCCACAUGAUCCUUCUUAGAGGGAUGUUGUCUAUAGGGUGUACCCUUUAUGUAGUCUGGGCCACUCUCUACCGAUGUGCCUUGGAUAUAAUGAUCUGGAACUCGGUGUUCUUGGGUAUCAAUAUUUUGCAUCUUUCAUAUCUUUUGUACAAGAAAAGACCGGUCAAGAUCGAAAAGGAGCUGGGUGGUGUCUACCACCGAUUGUUUGAACCACUCCGUGUCCCUCCUGAUUUAUUCAGAAGGUUAACUGGACAGUUUUGUAUGAUCCAGACCUUGAAAAAGGGCCAGACGUACGCCACAGAGGAUAAAACCUCAGUUGAUGAUCGUCUUAGUAUUCUCCUAAAGGGGAGAAUGAAGGUCUCCUAUCGAGGACAUUUUCUGCAUAACAUCUACCCCUGUGCCUUUAUCGAUUCCCCAGAAUUCAGAUCAACCCAGAUGCACAAAGGGGAAAAGUUCCAGGUCACCAUUGUUGCAGAUGAUAACUGCAGGUUUUUAUGCUGGUCAAGAGAAAGACUGACUUACUUUCUGGAGUCAGAGCCUUUUCUGUACGAAAUUUUUAGAUAUCUUAUAGGAAAAGACAUAACAAAUAAACUCUACUCACUGAAUGAUCCUACCUUAAAUGAUAAAAAAGUUAAGAAGCUGGAGCCGCAGAUGAGCCUGUGCACACAGAUCACCAUGCUGGAGAUGAGGAACAGCAUCACCAGCUCCAGUGACGGCGAGGACGGCCUCCACCACUUUCUGCGGAGCUCCUCCAGCACGUCUUCUCUCCCUGUGUCCUCCCCGCAGCAUCGAGCCUCUGCCAAGAUGAAGCCGAUAGAGGAAGGGGCAGAAGACGACGAUGAGGUCUUUGUGCAGGUGUCCGCAGAUACACUUAAAUCCCAUCGGUUGCACUGAUGAGCAUUUAAGUGACCAAGAUGGGAGCUUCCUGAGGAGAAGUACCUCGCUCUGCUGUGACUUUGAGGUGGUUUGCUUCUGUCCUGCCAGAUGGGAAGUGAGGAAGGGCCGUGGUCAGGAGGUGUGUGCUGCUUGUCCUGGCAGUCAGCUCCUUAAGUUAGCUGAGCCUUUCUGACUAGGCCGUGCUCUAUUUUGAGAUACGUAUUUUCUCAGUAGAUAUAUUAAUAUUCUUUUAACUAAUCUUAUAGCUGUCAACACAAAUGCCUUUUCACUUAUUUUUCUAAGUGUGGCUCUUUUUUUCUCACGUGCAUUUUUUUCUCUGUCAUGGUAAUUUAGAACGAGUUGUUCUUUUGAUCAUUUUAACAAUGUAAGUCGAAAUUGAGGCUGACAUGACAUUAAAAAUUUUACCUUUGGUUCA
This is a messenger RNA of Peromyscus californicus insignis, 2950 nucleotides long. RefSeq names its product blood vessel epicardial substance (gene Popdc1). Gene Ontology annotation, cellular component: sarcolemma. Gene Ontology annotation, molecular function: cAMP binding. Bases 1450 to 2532 code for a protein of 360 amino acids. NCBI's taxonomy places the organism in Eukaryota, Metazoa, Chordata, Mammalia, Rodentia, Cricetidae. The record is from RefSeq and is a predicted model, not a curated record. The transcript is spliced from 9 exons.